Harpegnathos saltator (Jerdon's jumping ant) is the source of this 3458-nucleotide messenger RNA. RefSeq lists its product as uncharacterized. Gene Ontology annotation, molecular function: protein binding. NCBI's taxonomy places the organism in Eukaryota, Metazoa, Arthropoda, Insecta, Hymenoptera, Formicidae. The record is from RefSeq and is a predicted model, not a curated record.
GUCCUGCCGGUGAGCGUCCGCACGAGCAUCCUGAUCGGGGUUUCCAUCCUCGAUCGGUGGCGGAUAUCGUUGCAUCGUUGCUUUGGCUCUCCUCUGUGGACGGACCGGUCAGGUGGUGGUGUCUGUCGAGCGUCUCGUUCGACCUCUGCGCAUUUCCGCGUUCAUCCGCUCGCGCGUGCGCGCGCGCGCGCACACGACUAUGGUCAAAAGCAAAAUCGGACGGAAUUUGCGCGCCGUCGCCGCCGCCGCCGCCGCCGCCGCCGCCGCCACUGUUUUCUGCUAUGUCCACGUAGUCGAGGAGUUAUAACAUUCCUUAAGCCAAGCACCUCACUCACGUGUCACACGAUGCGUCUCUUCAAGCGUCACAUGUCCGACCCGAGCCCGCAGCUAGUCUCGGCGGUGGCUAUUUCCCAAGACGCCGAUACUGCGUCGGACAAUAUCGUCGAAGAUAACGGGAAGUCGAUGAAAAAAUCCAAGCCGAACACGAUAGAUCACGGAUCGGAGGUUGUUUCUCCGGUCAAGGAGGAUGCUGACGCGCUGACUGAAUCGUCGGACUCCUCCGCUCGUAUUCGCAAAGGCUUCUCAACAUGGGGACGAAAGAUGGGUCGGCGAUGGGACCAGAUAAAGAGAUCGGACAGCUCCGAAUUGCUGCCGGUGUCGCGUCAACGACGACGAUGGAGCCCGCAUUGGAAGAGUCACGACGAGAUCCCGAGCGAGAGAGAAAGCGUCGCUAACAGCGAAUGCCCGAAGCCAAAGAGAAUCCACCGGAUGGAGUCGCUGAGAAACUUCUUCAAGAGCGCCACCGGCGAUCAUUUCCAUUUCCAUCAGUCGAAGAGUUCCGUCGUGAAAACCGCGACGAUACAAGAGGAGGAGGUCGUUCUUCAACCCCUGAUGGAAAAAGCUCUGAGCGAAGGUACCGUUACGACGGUCUACUCCAAGAAUCACGAUAAUUACGAAUGCGCGCAUAUCGAUCGAGAAGCGGCGUUUCUCCGUGAGAAAAAGACGCAGUUGAGUUCAUCAACACGCGACAUCGAGGGCCUUCGGGGGAAGAAACGGUUGUUGGAUUAACUACCACAGGUCUACGCGGAGAUACCAAAGACGCAGCGGGACGACACGUUCGCUCUGAGAGAGACUCUGAGGAGGAGGAAGAGGAGCGUUCACACGGACGCGGACGCUCCGGUGUUCGCGGAGGACGUCCAGAAGACGCGAAUAUUCAACUUUCAGCUCGCGAGCAUCUCACGUGGAGCGAACGGCAAGGAAACGCCGAAGGAAACCCCGCCCCCCCGGCUCGUCCCGUCAACUCGCGCGUCCAGCAGCGCGCUGAACGGCCUGGAGGACUUUCUGAGCAACCUACGACUGGGUUGCGACGAAAGCGGCUACGACUCGGAUAGCACACGAGCAGGCGCGGACUCGCCGGACAGUGAGAAAUCGGCGAUACAUGUACCUCCGGCGAUACUGUCGGACGAUUACCAUGGCGUCGAUUUGUCGUUGGCGGACCUGAGCACGCUGCAAACAGACGCGAGCGUGCCGCCCAUGACGGGCACGUGUGUCCGGUCGAGAAUCGAGAAAGUCGACAAACGCGACGACGCGACGACGACGAGCAACAACGGUGUUUCCUUCAACGAGUCAAGCGGAAACCAAUCGACCGCCAAUCGAACGUCGGAGGUGGACGGUGACGACGACACGGACAGUUGCGACGAGGAUACUUUCGCCGAUUUGGUGGAGUAUCAGCCAGCAGACACUUUGCUGGCGAGACACUACAGCAAGGAGCAGACGAGAACGGCUCCUCGUCUUUGCGAUCCGUCGAGUUCGACUCCGAGCGCGGCAGAGACUCGCGGUCCAUCCGCUUGCUCGCCUCGCGGCGACACCUCCGACGACGACGACGACGACGACGACGGCGACGACGACGACGGCGACGGCGACGGCGGCGGCGGCGGCGUCGACGUGCCGUGUCGUGACAAGUCAAGGGCGAGCGUCGUUGAAGCUCUCACGAGCGAGAGGAGGCUCGGCGCAACGGUGGAGAAUCGCGUCGUCAGCGUGCCUUACGCGGUCAAGUUGCAGGCUCUUUCGCUGAAGGACAAGAGAUCCAAGAGCCGCAAGUGCGCCAGUCCGAGUGUACAGCGUCUUCUGGUGCACGCGGAAUCUCUGUGCCAGGACAGUCCGCCAGCUAGCAAAAUAUGUCCUCCGUCCGCAACUCCGUCAAGCGGCUCGCCACGUUGUUACAACCCCAAGAGAUUGCACUCCAGCCUGGAGUCGGAGGACAACGCGUCGCCGGAAGUGACGAGGAGCGUCGCGAAGAAACUGUCGACGACCAGCAGCGUCGACAAGCAGCAGUCGGCGACGACAGCAUCCUCAGCGACGAAGAAUCUGGUGCGACGUGAGCUCCGAACGAUGAAGCUCACGGUUAAUCGCGCAACGGGCCUCGGCAUCUCCGUGGAACGAUGCGAAGCGGCCAGACCGUACUACGUGAUCGCCAAGAUGGAUCCGGACGGCGAGGCUGCCAGGUCAAGACAGUUCCGCGUCGGCGACGAGAUUGUCCGCGUCUGCGGACGAAGGAUACGCGGUAUGUCGAUGGCGGAGGCGCGCAACGCCGUACGCAGCUGCCUCGGCAACGUGGAGCUGCAGAUCGCGCGCGAGCCGAGCGUCGCCUUUGGCGCCGACGAGAUCGGCGACACUUGGGGCGACGCGUCCGUGCGAUUGCGAGGACAGGACUUUGACGAGGCGUGGAUCUCGAAGAACAUCCGAGCAACAGCACCCCGCGAGGAUCAUCCUGCGACGAUCGCGUCCGACCGCCGCGACGCUACCGCGACGAGGCGCGAGGACGACUCGUCGGAGACUCGUCCUCGGACGAGUCCUCCCCAAAAAGUCACGGGGAUGAAGAAGUUUCAGAUCGUGAGGAAGCGUAGCGAUACGCUGCCCGUUCGACGUGCAUCCAACUUGUCGUUGUCGGUGGACCUGCUGACGGUUGUGCUGCAGAAGGGCGCGCAGAAGAAAUUGGGCUUCACGAUCGUCGGCGGUGUGGACAGCAACAAAGGGCGCAUGGGCAUCUUCGUGAAAGACAUCAUAGCUGACGGACAGGCUGCGGAAGAAGGUACUCUGAGAGCGGGCGACCAGAUUUUAGCCAUCAACGGCUCCUCCUUGAGCGGAUUGACGCACGCCAAGGCACUGCAGAUGUUCAAGAGCGUAAAAGCCGGGAGCAUGGCGCUCCGCAUCGCCCGAAGGGAUCAUACGCACAAACGAUACGUGACACAGUCGAAGUCUUACGAUUGCCUGGACAAAUUGACGACAUCCACCGACGGGUGAAACCACCAUCCGCCAUCCGCCAUCGGGGUUAUUAUCCGGGUAUAUUGUCGGGUCUAAUUUCUCCCUCGAGACUCCCUUUACGAAACGCGACUUUUUCACCUGUUGCAGACUCCAGCACAUUAUGUUCGUUUAUAUGAGAGAGAGAGAGAGAGAGA